This is a messenger RNA of Paramecium octaurelia, 2313 nucleotides long. The record is from the annotation of a GenBank genome assembly. Lineage: Eukaryota; Ciliophora; Oligohymenophorea; Peniculida; Parameciidae.
AUGAUUUUAAUAUUCGGUAAUCAUAAUAUUAUCAAUAUUUUCAAUUAAGUGUCUAAUAAUAAAAAUGCUAUAAAAAUUCCCUUCUAUUCAGAUAAUUCAAGAAUCUUUUAAAGUAUUUCUAAAUAAAAUUUUGUGAUUGUAAAUAAUUAAACUAUUAUUGGUUAUUAAUAUUAAGAUUAUUUAAGAGAAAUUUGGGUCUUUAAAGUAAGCCAAAAAAUAUAUGAUAUUUUAUAAAUUGGAGAUAACUUAGGAAUAUAAUAAGAAGAGUGUAAAGAAAUUAAAAUUGAUUUAGGGAAUAUGACUUUUUUGUAAAUGAAUUAAUCAUUAUAAAAAAGUUGUACUUUUACUAUCAAUAAUGGCUUAUUUAUAACAAUUUUAAAGGAUAAGAUUACAAUUAAGGGAAGCACAACAAAUAAGCUAAGUUAUACUUUUAAUAACCUACUCUAACACAUAUAUUUUGUAGAUAUUAAUUGUCUAAUUAUCUUUGAAUUAUAAGGAGCAUUAAUAAUUGCAAAGCUGUAUAAUAUUUAAUCAUAAAAAUUAUACUUUCUUUAUAAUUUACCUUUGUAUGAUUUUGAAAUUGUAGAACCAAUAUCAUAUAAAGUUGCUUAAACAUAUUUAGCAAUAAAGGUUAAAAACAAAGAAAAUUAAUUCUUUGUAAUGGUGUACAAUAUCAAAUAUUUUGCAACAAAUUGCUUAAUUAAAGUUAUUGAAAUAGACCCAGAUUUUAAUGAGUUUAACUAUAUUGGACACUCACAAAUCUUUGUUUAAUUCAAUAAAUAAAUUAUAGUCCAUUUUUUAUAAUGGGUCCUCUUGAAUUUGACCAAUUUGUAAUUUGAUUCAAAUACAUAUUAUAACAAAUCAUUUGUCGAACUAUAAAAAAAAUCUGAUUUAUUUUUACAAACAUAAAGCAUAAUAAUUGAAUUAGUAGCAAUUAAUACCAAUUAAUAAUUACAAAUAAUAAAUUCAUCAAUCCCAGUCUAUUAUUCGAUUAGAUAACAAAAUAAAGAAAUUUUUCUAGACAAUAUUUUUGGGAGUAUUGAUUUUCUUCUUUACCAUAAUUCUAAUGGAUCGGAAAUAAAACUAAAUCCACUACUCAUAGCGGGCUAAUUAUCCUGCUUGUAACCUUUCUAAAAUUAAGUUUGCAUAUCCCAAAAUGAUCAAAUAAUUUUGAAUUACUUUGAUAAAUAAAAUAAAUUGAUCUUCCAUUUACCAGAAAUUACCUUAUCAUAAUAUUAGUUUCUUAGAAAAUUGAAUAAUAACUAUGAAUUAUUUCUCAUUUUUUCAAAUUAGUCGGGAUGUUCAUACUUGAUAAAUCAAAAUGGAUAGAUUUUAACUAACAAAACCUUAGAUGUUCGUCACUUGUUUCCAAACUAACCACCACCUGAUUUAAUUUUCAGUGUUAUUGGAAAUUUAGGAAUACUGAAAUCUAAUAAUUAACCAUUAUUGGUUUUUAAAAUUUUAGAAAAUGCGCUGUCCUAAUUUUAUUAAUUUGGUGAAAGUUACGAAAGCUAGACUAGUUUAGUUAAGAUUUUAUAUGUAAACAACAAUUAUAUAAUUUUUCAUUCUAGCAAAAUUUAGAAGGAGACAUUUUCUGUUUCUAUACUGAAUGAUUAGUUUGAUAUAAUUAAAAAAAUUCAAGUUGAUAUAAAACAUUUAAUCCCAGAAAAUGAUAUUAAGAUUGUAUCUUCCCUUGUUUUUAUCGAGAUUAUUGAGUAUUUUUUUAAGGACUUUAUAAUAGAUGCUGAUUUAAUUCUUUGCUAUGAAUUUCUUUUCUGUUAAAGAAUGGAUUUUUAAAUUAAUUUUAAUAAUAAGAAAUAUACAUUUGAAACUACUUCGAUUAUCAGGUACCCAUAUCGUGAAUAUUUCAUAAAAUAAGUGGUUUUGAUUAGUAAAACUUAAUUCAUCAUUCAAUUUUAAAAUUAACAUAAAACAGCUUAUUUUUAUAACUUGAAUAAUAAAUCUGCUUUUAUUGUAGAUAGUUUUUAUAAGGAGACAAAGGAUGUCCAAUUAGAAUUUUAUGACUAUGAUUAAUAUAUAGAAAUCCGAUAAGUGGAAAACUAUGUAGAAUUGACAUUAAUGAAUAUUAAACCCUACACCAUUAAGUGUUCAUAAUAAUGCUCCUAAAGUUAGGAAUAUAUUCAACUUCUUAAUUAAGUAUCAAAUUUGUAAAUUGUAUUAUUUCCCAAGAUCAAGGAGAAAGAAAAAAUUCCAUUUUAAUUUAGCCUGGUUAUUUUGAAUUUCAUUACAGUUUUGACAUAUACGCAUUUCAAAAGAAAUAGGAAAAACAUCAGUAACUAAAUAUGUAAAUGA